AUGACCGGUGCUGUUCUGGAUUCACUGCGGUCCUUGAUGGUGGACCCCUGGCCUCUCAGUGGCUCUGCAGUUCAGUGGCUGUUGCACAUCAUUGCCAGUGAAGACGCAUCUCCUGCGACUUUCGAGGAGGAGAGUCGGGUUGUGGCAAGCUUCCUGGCCCUUGACGAGAACGGUAGCAGGAGCAGAUGCCAGAGCCUCCGAACGUGGUUGUUCGAUGUGGUUCGAUUCACAUCCGAGCGUGGACGUGAGCGCUUGCGUGUGUCCGUGGAUAAAUGCAAGCUCACGUCUUUGCAGGUAGAACUGCUCGGUGGGGCAGUUCUGCUUUCGCAGCCUCUACUGCGCUCAGACGUUGAAACCCACUCAGGUGUCCGUGCAUUCUGGGCCCUUCAGCUGCAGUGUUGCAGUGUUUGCUAUUUUGAAGGACAGUUUUCGAUGCCCAAGGCCAGCAGCACCUUUCUGGCUUGGAUCGAUCAAGCUGGAGGAGAAGAUCCUGAACCACGCCUUGUACUGCGCAGUUUCGUUCAAGAAUUUGGUUUGUCUCUGGCUGAAUCUUGUGUUGCUGCCAGCGCCGGCAUGCCCUGGAUGCAGCAACCGGCGCUCAGCCUGUUGCGUGCCUGGCUCUAUUGGCAUCCGCAACUGCGACCGCAUCAGAGCAGGUAUCUCGGCCUGAGGGAGACUGAGCAUGGGCGUCUUCGCAUGUGGGUGGAGGCCCAACCGAUUGCAGGCUUUAAGGAGGGCUUCGGUUUCGAUGGCUCCUGCCAGCGAGGGCGGCUUACAGCUGAAGAGGAGGAGCAACUUGCAGCAGAAGUCUGCGCGGUCGACUUUUGGCAGAGGGGAGGCGAGGUGACCCGCGCUUUAUGGGCAGCGGCAUCAACGCGCCAGGGACCUGCAGCAGAGCUGGCACUACUCCGUUGCAGAGCACUGCUUGCAGCUCAUGGCCUCAAGGUACAGAGCUCCACAGGCGAGGAGUUGACAACUUCGCGAGUGCAAUUGAGGCUGCAGCAAGUUGCUGUGGGGCGGCUCGGGGCCGAGCCGGGACUCACCAGGCAGAAUGGCUCGGCCUCGGCUGCGCCGGAUGAAGAAAAGCUGGAGCCUAACAAAGAUGCGACGAAGGAAAUCGUGCAGUCAGAGUCGCACGUGAUUGGGGACGACGAGGAGGACAGAAGCCGCGAGAUGAUGCUGUUGCAGCACGAGAAGGAGGCCAUCGAACUUGCCAGGUCCAUCGCCAAGUCAGCAGCCCUGCCUUCACCUCUCGCCAUGGACCAGACCAAGGUCAAAGAUCUGGAUCGAAUCUUCGACUGUAUCGGCAGGCUGCAGGCGUCUGCCGAUCUCGUGGGCAGCUCACGGGGAAGUGAUAUCCUGUUCCUAGCACUCGAGAAGAUCAUGUCGCACUUCUGUGUCAGCCUUGCUGAGUUAGCCUGCGGCUGA
Molecule: messenger RNA, 1428 nt
Organism: Symbiodinium necroappetens
Lineage: Eukaryota; Dinophyceae; Suessiales; Symbiodiniaceae
Source: the annotation of a GenBank genome assembly